AUGGGAGCAGAACAUACAAUACUACUGUUUUACUGUAAUUCUAGAUGGCUAUCUAAAGGCAAUGAACUUUCAAGAGUAUUCGAACUUAGACAAGAAAUUUAUUCUUAUUUAAAUAGAGAAGAGCAUCUGAUGAAUCUUGAAACUCAUUUCAUGAAAUAUUUCCCAGAAGAAAUGAAACAGUACUAUUGGAUUAAAGACCCGUUCACUGAAAAACCACCAUCAAAUUUCACAACUACAGAAGAGGAACAAUUAAUCGACAUUUCAUCUGAUUCUUCAUUACGAAUGCAAUUAUCUUCAUAUUCACUUUUAGGAUUUUGGAACAGUAUUAAAGAUGAAUAUCCUGAAGUUAGCAACAAAGAUUUACGUAUAUUAAUACCAUUUGCCACUUCGUAUUUAUGUGAAGCAGAAUUUUCAGCUGUAGCCAUAUUAAAAUCAAAAUAUCGAUCCACACUCAAUGUGGAAAAAUAA
Molecule: messenger RNA, 468 nt
Organism: Sipha flava (yellow sugarcane aphid)
Lineage: Eukaryota; Metazoa; Arthropoda; Insecta; Hemiptera; Aphididae
Product: protein FAM200A-like
Exons: 2
Coding region: 1-468 (155 amino acids)
Source: RefSeq, a predicted model, not a curated record